CCCUUCCUCAAUAGAUGUGAACGGGAUUUUCAGCCCUUAUUGAGUCGGAAUGGCCCCUUAGUUUCACAUUACGGUAUACUUGGAAAAAAGGUGCUCACGCUCAGCUAUGACCCCCAAGCCCUUCAGCCCAGAAGAAAUCCAGAGGAUCCUGGGAUCUCUCCAGAGGCCUGCCGUCUUCCUCAACAUUACAUGUGAUUGGCCAGUGCUCCUCUGGACUGUAGACCACCUGUCACGAUGCCUUGGAGGGAAGGCUGUCCGGUUCAGAAUGGGAAGGAGACAGCAUGAAAAGAAGACACCUCUUUUUGAGACUCAGUGCUCAUAUGUGGAGGCCAGACUGGAGGAGUUUCAGUCCUGGACAGAGGGGCAGACUGGUGCAGAAGAUGUGGGGUGUUUCUCUAACUACCCCCUCUCACUGUACUGGGCCUAUGCAGACUACAAAUACAUCGCACUGCUGCUCCAAGAAAAGCCCUCCAUGUUUGAGGACGUAGUGUGGUCUCAGUUUGGGUUCCCGGGUCGUAACGGGAGAGACAGCACACUGUGGAUUGGAACAGAAGGUGCCAAUACUCCGUGCCACCUGGAUUCCUAUGGGUAUAACCUGGUACUACAGGUGCAGGGAAGGAAGCGUUGGCACCUGUUCCCCCCUGCAGACACGGGUUGUCUGUACCCCAGCAGGAUCCCCUAUGAGGAGUCUAGUGUGUUCAGCCAGGUGGACGUGCUCCAACCAGACCUCCAGAGGUUCCCUGCCUUCAGACACGCCAGGGCCUACACAGUCACGCUGCAGCCUGGACAGGUGCUGUUUGUCCCCAGACACUGGUGGCACUACGUGGAGUCUAUUGACCCCGUCACCGUCAGUGUCAACUCCUGGAUUGAGUUGGAAGUUGAUGAUGAGGCGAGAGUAGGCGAGGCCCUCACCAAAGCCAUUGUCUGUGCUCUGAAGACGACACCUAGUGACGACAAUGAUGAUGACUGGCUCAAUCCCACUGAGGUGGGGUUGGUGGGACAUGAUGAGAACAUGCAGUACCUGAACCUGGCUGUGGGGGCCUGCAUGGAGAAGAGGGGGACUACAAGUCACCGUGACCAACAGACCCAGGACACCCCAGCAUGUCCAGGGGCCAAGCGUGACUCCAGGGGCCAAGCUAAGAACACCAGCUCUUCAUCACGACCAGCAGAGGGUUCUUCCUCCUCGUCAUCCUCAUCUUCCACACCAUCCACCGUGCCCUUCGGCCCUCACCUCAUCCCUGUGACCUGGAACCAGAUCACCAAACAGGAAACUACAGAGCAGAACCCCAAAGACCAAGACGGACCAUCCCCAUCCAGAGACUGUGACAUAAUCAGGCCUAGCAGCGUAACACAAAGCACCCCACUCAAACCGGUCAGUGGGAGUAGAGCCCAGCACCAGCAUGGAGGGGAAGGCAUAUCCAGCUCCAGAUCAGCCUCAGACCCCCAAGUGUUACCACAGCCAGGGUGCAGAGAUCGAGGAAGGCCAUCACCUUGGGACAGAGACCAGGGUGAAGGUGACAGAGCACACUGCCUCGUAUCCAUCACCACCAACGACCUACUGCAGUGCCUGGUUCACCCUGAGGUCAUCGCUAGGGUCACUGAGCUACUGAUGGAGAGACAGAGUCAGGUCAGGCACAGCCACAGCCACAACACCAUAGCUUCAUAGUCUACAUUCCAAUGCUCAUACUAGCAUGCUACUUAGAUUGAAUGCCACAAUACAUUACUUCAUUCUAAGUGGUAAGCUAGUAUGGAUAUUGCAGCAGAGCCUAACAAGUAGAUUGUAAGUUCCCUCAAUUGUUAAAAAUGGGGAAAGGAGUCAUCAAUAAGUCUAUAGAGUUUAACAGGGUUCAGUUGACUUUAGCAGCUGGGGUAGUCAAGGUACAGUAGAUCAUGGUGUUAAUACCUCUGACAGUCGCUCUUAUUUCCCCUAAUACUGCUGAGUCUCUCUGGUUACGUCCCAAAUGGCACCUUGUUCUCUAUAUAGUGUACUACUUUGACCAGAACGGCUUGAUGAUGAGGCGGGAGUAGAGCGGUCCUGGUCUAAAGUAGUGCACUAUAUAGGGAAUAGGUUGCCAUUUGGGACACAAGCCUCUGUGGAGUUAGCAGUGAUUCAGAAACCACUGAAUGAACGGCCGUGCUCUGCAGGUCCCAUAUGGGAAAUCCUGCCUGGCUGAUCGUUAUUCCACAGUGUCGGAGAAGGGAAAACAGAAAGAGGUGGGGCUUCACACUUUUCUAUAUUUUCUAACCCUCCUGCGUCUUCUUUUUCUACCCCCAUCAACACUGAGUGUACAGAACAUUAUGAACACCUGCUCUUUCCAUGACAUGGACUAUCCAGGUGAAAGCUAUGAUCCCCUUUUUGAUGUCACCUUGUUAAAUCCACUUCAAUCAGUGUAGAUGAAGGUUAAAGAAGGAUUUAUAUAUGAAUGGAUUCUAACUCUGUAUACAAAACUGUAUUGUCAUAGGGAGUUGAAGUCCUGAGUAACAGCGACGCAUUUAGAAAACAUUCCAUACCCAGUCAAAUGCAUUCCUGACAUUUUGAUGUGGUCUGUCAUAAUGAAAUCUGAAAUUCUAACUCUGCACUGAUAUAUGUAUAUAUUGCUCCUCCAUAUACACAUUCUCUCAGUCCUUGUGUAAUGAUUGUACAGUGAGAUCAUUGGAAGAUUUCUAUACACGCCAAGCCAAUAGCGCUCCAAAAUAGCACUUCAAAUUCAACUUUGUAUAAUCCUUGUAAUAAUAACAGUGAUAGCUAGUAUUUCUCAGAUGGCGGCUACAUUUUCUGCCUUCCAUUCCCCAGCUGGUAGAUUAUGUUUGCGUCCCAAAUAGCACCCUAUUCUAUAUUUAGUGCACUCCUUUUUAGUAUUUUUUAGUAUUUUAUUAGGAUCCCCAAUUAGCUGCUGCCAACCUGGAGCUACUCUUCCAGCGACUACUCUUCCACUAUAGACCAGGGCUCUGGUCUAAAGUGGUGCACUACAGUGAGGGAAAAAAGUAUUUGAUCCCCUGCUGAUUU
Messenger RNA from Coregonus clupeaformis (lake whitefish), 3007 nucleotides. Its product is annotated as HSPB1-associated protein 1 homolog. Bases 107 to 1666 code for a protein of 519 amino acids. Gene Ontology annotation, molecular function: 2-oxoglutarate-dependent dioxygenase activity. NCBI's taxonomy places the organism in Eukaryota, Metazoa, Chordata, Actinopteri, Salmoniformes, Salmonidae. The record is from RefSeq and is a predicted model, not a curated record. The transcript has 8 exons.